AUCUCACGUGCCAAACCCUUUGAAUUCGAAUCGUCCUCCCAUAUUUAACACGUAUCCAACACCACCGCACUUCACGGCGUAUUUUCCCAUAUUAGGCUAGCAUCCGGCGCCACUCUUCGCCUGGAAUUGGAGACUCAGUAGCACAACAGGGCUGGCUGUCGCCUACCCAUCCACUCAAACCAGGGUUAGAACCGCCAUAACCAUUUCAGGAAAAAGUUAGUUUUUAAGUCCAUGUGGUAGCUUGAAUCUCUCAGAAAAUUCCAGAAAUCUCUCAACAGAUUCUGUCUCAGUUUGAACUUCGAAGCUGUACAGACAUGCAAGAAAGGAGGUAAAACUCCAGAUGGUGUCUCCUGAGCUGUCUCAUUCCCAGUCUUCUUCCAUGGUGAAGUCUAAGAACAGGACCUCUUGGUCCCUCACAGAUGGGUUUCUUUACCUGUGUGGAGCAUUCUUAGCCCUUUUGUUGGUUUGGUGUUUCUGGUCGUUUUUCAUUCCCGGAUCGGAUUUUGAGCCGGAGGUUACUGGGUCAUCGAAACUGAAGGAUUCCCAAAGUUGCGCUGAUUCUGGAAUGGGGGUUGAUCUGGGGUACGACCCGAAGGCGACCACCUUCUAUGAUGAUCCAGAAAUGAGCUACUCUAUUGAGAAGCCGGUUAAGGGCUGGGACGAGAAGCGGAAGGAGUGGCUGAAGCAUCACCCUUCAUUCGCCGCCGGAGCCAGUGAGAGGAUCGUUCUCGUAACGGGGUCUCAGUUAAAACCUUGUAAGAAUCCGAUCGGCGACCAUUUGCUUUUGAGGUUUUUCAAGAACAAAGUGGACUACUGCAGAAUCCACGGUUACGACAUCUUCUACAACAAUCUGUUACUGCACCCGAAAAUGCACACGUACUGGGCGAAGUUACCAGUGGUCAAGGCGGCGAUGCUGGCUCACCCGGAGGCCGAGUGGAUCUGGUGGGUCGACUCGGACGCGGCGUUCACCGACAUGGAAUUCAAGCUCCCAUUAGAGAGAUACAAGAACCACGACCUGGUAGUUCAUGGGUGGCCCCGUAUGAUUUACCAAGACAAGAGCUGGACCAGCCUCAACGCUGGAGUUUUCCUGAUCAGAAACUGUCAGUGGUCCAUGGAUUUGAUCAACGUAUGGGCUAACAUGGGUCCCAUGAGUCCGGAGUACGAGAAGUGGGGACAGAUUCAGAAAUCAACGUUCAAGGACAAGCUCUUCCCGGAAUCGGACGAUCAGGCGGCUCUGAUCUACCUUCUCUACAAACACAGAGACAAAUAUUACGAUCAUAUCUACUUAGAGGGGGAAUUUUAUUUUGAAGGGUAUUGGGUCGAAAUCGUCGGCGGAUACGAUAACAUCACGGAGAGGUAUUUGGAAAUUGAGAGGGGAGUGCCCAAGUUACGGCGGCGUCACGCCGAGAAAGUGAGCGAGCAAUACGCUGCAUUUAGGGAGGAGUACCUGAAGGAGGCAGGAAACGGGAGGGGAAGCUGGAGGCGGCCGUUCAUCACGCACUUCACCGGGUGUCAGCCGUGCAGUGGGGACCACAAUCAAAUAUACGACGGUAAGUCCUGCUGGGGCGGGAUGAUAAAGGCGUUGAAUUUCGCCGACAAUCAGGUCCUCCGCAAGUAUGGGUUCGUCCACCCUGAUCUACGGAAUUCAGCCUCCGUGUCGGAGGCGCCAUUUGAUUAUCCUGCUGAAGAGGGCCCAUGGUAAAAGAAUCAAAGCAGAAGAGAAGCCUUAUUUGAUGCAUCCAAUUUCAGUUCAGUCAUGAAAACAAACCUCUGUUCAUCAUCUUUGGAGUGCACUUGGAAUGGCUGCAUUUGGUUAUUUGCAUCUGAUACUAACUGGAAAGUUUCCUGUUAGAAAUCAGUCAUGUUAUCCAGGUUUUUUUGGAACCAUCAUUCACAUGCUUCUCAGAUGUAGAAAACAGUCCUGGAUUUGGAUAUCUUUAUAAGAUGCUCAUCAGAGCAUGCAUUAUAAUUUGGCCAAGUGCAUAGUGUUUUCAACUUUGAAAUGUUCAUCUAUAUUACUUGCAUGUUGUGGAUCUUGUAGUACAAAAGAUAUUUUAUAUAAACUAAGUUUGAGAGAAUUUAGAAAGCGUCAACCAGAAAAUGUGACGAGAACUAUUAUAGAUACUGUCAAAAACUUGUUCAAUUAACUAAGGGAAGAUUCAUUUGGAAAACAGCCUGUUGGAUUAUUCUAUUAUGUUCAAGCCACAAAUGAUAUACUACAACAUUCCAAGCUACCUUAACCAAAGUGUGAUGCAAAGCUUUUAGGCUUUGUCUUCUUAUAUAAUCCACUUUUGCUCAUAAAUGUCAGAGAUGGGGGAUGAUGAUAUAACACCCACUCUGUUUCUCUUGGUUUCCAGAAGAAUCAAUCUUGCAUUAUGAUGAAAAAACUGCUCAUGUCACUGCAAAGCAGCCCAAUCAAGAGGGACUGGGGCA
Messenger RNA from Rubroshorea leprosula, 2433 nucleotides. The record is from the annotation of a GenBank genome assembly. NCBI's taxonomy places the organism in Eukaryota, Viridiplantae, Streptophyta, Magnoliopsida, Malvales, Dipterocarpaceae.